AUGCCAGUUGUUGGGGAGAACAUGCAAUUUAUAUUAAAGACCUUAACAGAAAUGUUCACCCAGGUUGGGCUGAAGAAAGUUGAAAUUCAUAAGAAAUUUAUUAAAAAGGGUAAAAGAUCAAAAAAAGAAAACCCCAAUGGAGCAGACAAAAUUCCUGAUUUAGAAGGAGAGAAGUUUGAUGGAGAGAAUGCCAAAGAUGAGACUGUAAAGUCAGGUUGGACAUUAAGCGACAUCCGCAAACAUCUAGCAAUAGGUAUCAAUGAGGUAACCCGUGCGCUAGAGAAAAAUGAAGUGCACCUGGUGAUAGUCUGUAAAUCCGCUAAGCCACAAAUGAUCAUCCAACAUGUACCUGAACUGAGUGCCAGUCGGGGAGUCACCGCUUGCCUGUUACCACGUCUUAGCGAGAAUGUGGCACCGGUGCUUGGCUUGAAGUCUGUGCUGGCGUUGGGAUUCAAGAAAACUUCAGAUAUAUUUUUCAGAGGAAGUGCGAGCUAUCGCCCCACGGGUGCCACCCCUUAA
Molecule: messenger RNA, 519 nt
Organism: Staurois parvus
Lineage: Eukaryota; Metazoa; Chordata; Amphibia; Anura; Ranidae
Source: the annotation of a GenBank genome assembly